CAAUUAUGCAACGGCAUUUUGAAUAUCAAGUUGAGCAUCCACCCAAGUCUCACUUUUAUAAUUGAGUUUUCUCUACAAUGGCCACCACUGAUCUUGCAUUUCGCGGAAGUCCACCACCUGACGAUCUCGACGAUAUCCUGGGAAAUUUAGAUGAUGAGAACGUAAACGCAACAAACGGGAAUACGGCGAAUGGGCCUCAAAAGCCGCCGCCCAAAGACGAUGCCCUAGGUCUUGAUCAAGAGAUUACAGUUGUGAAACAGAGAAGGCCAAUACCUAAACUGGAUGAGACCCUGCUCCUCUCUGAUGCUGGAAUAUCCAAAUUGAGAAGAAUAUCCAAGGAUCGCUUGAGAUUAAAAGGCAAAGGUCAUGAGUACGGAGAUAUUGCGCGAAUGCUUAACAUGUACCAGCUAUGGCUCGACGACCUCUACCCUCGUGCGAAAUUUGCGGAUGGCCUGGUGAUGAUCGAAAAGCUGGGACAUUCGAAACGGACUCAGUAUAUGCGAAAGGAAUGGAUAAACGAGGGGAAACCCGGCUACAAUGCAGCGUCUGAUGCUGAAGAAACAGUCGAGCAAUCGGUCGACAACACUGUGGAACAGAACAAUCAGCAGUCUGCCAACGCGGAGACCGCCCCGAAUGCCGAGGCAAUGGAAGGCGUGUUACAUGGAGAUGCUGCUCAGAAUCUACGCACUUCGAGUAAUUUGGAUGAGAGGCCUAGCCACAAUAUGCCGCAACCCACCGAAAAUCUCGGUGAUUAUCCUGAUGACGACGACGACUUGGACGCAUUGCUAGCAGAGAGUGAGAUGACACACAAUCCCAUACCAAAACGAACCGUGUCUGCUGGCCCUCCUCCAGAGGAUGAUCCGUUUGCAGAUGACAUGGAAGCCAUGGCGGAGCUGGAGGGGAUGUGGUAGACUGAAGAUCGAUCCGGUAGAUGCAUAUAUGCCGUUAGGAAGGUUUCAUGGCACAAUUGCUGGCGUCGGACCACGGAGACCAGUUGAUACGUAACGUGUGGCUUUUGGUCGUCCUCAUUCACUUGGUAGUUCAAUUUUGCAUAGCGAGGCGUUCUUCUGGGAGGAAACUCAUGGUUACGAUUGUACAUGAAUUAUUGGGCUUUAGAAGCCAUUUUCAAUGUGUGAUACAUUAUAUGU
Messenger RNA from Aaosphaeria arxii CBS 175.79, 1148 nucleotides. RefSeq names its product Swi3-domain-containing protein. The coding region runs from base 78 to 911 and encodes 277 amino acids. Gene Ontology annotation, biological process: replication fork processing; DNA replication checkpoint signaling; replication fork arrest. The record is from RefSeq and is a predicted model, not a curated record. The transcript has 3 exons. Gene Ontology annotation, cellular component: replication fork protection complex; nucleus. Lineage: Eukaryota; Fungi; Ascomycota; Dothideomycetes; Pleosporales. Gene Ontology annotation, molecular function: DNA binding.